Messenger RNA from Thunnus maccoyii (southern bluefin tuna), 2162 nucleotides. It is a transcript of the gene pcolce2b, whose product is annotated as procollagen C-endopeptidase enhancer 2b. NCBI's taxonomy places the organism in Eukaryota, Metazoa, Chordata, Actinopteri, Scombriformes, Scombridae. Gene Ontology annotation, molecular function: protein binding. Bases 124 to 1431 code for a protein of 435 amino acids. The record is from RefSeq and is a predicted model, not a curated record. The transcript has 9 exons.
UAUGCUCCGUCCCUCCUACUACGCAGAACAAACGCUAUAUUCAUCUGCUCCAGCUUGCAGUUGCUGAAACUCCCUGCAGGAACUCCUGGGUACUUUUCCCCACCGUCUGAGCUGCUGAACACAAUGCCAUUCAUGCCACGGGGCGAAAACAGGCGAAGCGCCUGCUCCGUUAACCCAACAAUGUGGAGAACAUGCAGUAUUUUUUGCGCAUGGAGUCUACUGUUAUUGACAGAGGUCUGUGCGCAGUCUCAGCGGAGACCAAUCUUCACAUGCGGCGGAAACAUCACAGGGGAAUCUGGAGUAAUCGGGAGCCAGGGGUACCCAGGAGUUUACCCUCCAAAUACUAAAUGUGUGUGGAGAAUCACAGUCCCUGAGGGAAAAGUGGUGGUCCUGUCAUUCCGCUCUAUUGACCUGGAGAGUGACAACCUUUGCCGCUAUGACUAUGUGGAUGUUUACAGUGGUCAUGUCAGUGGACAGAGACUCGGUCGCUUCUGUGGCACGUUCAAGCCAGGAGCCUUGGUUUCCACAGGCAACAAGAUGCUCAUGCAGAUGGUAUCUGAUGCCAACACCGCUGGGAGUGGUUUCUUGGCUGUUUUCUCUGCUGCCCAUCCACAUGAGAGAGGGGACCAGUACUGUGGAGGCAGAUUAGACAAGCCCUCUGGGUCUUUCAAAACACCCAACUGGCCUGAGAAGGACUACCCAGCUGGCGUCACCUGCUCCUGGCACAUAGUGGCACCAAAGAACCAGAUUAUUGAAGUGAAGUUCGAGAAGUUUGAUGUGGAAAGAGAUAACUACUGCCGCUAUGACCACGUCUCCAUAUUCAACGGGGCGGAAAUCAACGACGCCAAGAGGAUUGGAAAAUACUGCGGAGACAGCCCCCCAGCGCCAGUCUUCUCUGACGGAAACCAGCUCCUAAUCCAGUUCCUGUCAGAUCUCAGUCUAACCGCAGACGGCUUCAUUGGACACUACAAGUUCAGACCCAAGAAAUUUCCCACCACCACAAUACCACCCACCACUACCACUCAGCCAGCCACCACCAGGCCCAUACCCCUGAAGUACUCUGUAGCCCUGUGCCAGCAGAAAUGCAAAAGACGGGGAACAAUUGAGAGCAAUUACUGCUCCAGCAAUUUUGUGAUAACUGGGACUGUCAUUACCGCGGUGAUGAGAGGAGGAAGUAUGUAUGCCACUGUCUCUAUCAUCAACGUGUAUAAGGAAGGAAGUCUGGCCAUCCAGCAGGCAGGAAAGACCAUGAGCACCAAGAUCAUUAUCCUGUGCAAGAAGUGCCCAUUUAUCAGAAGAGGCUUGAACUACAUCUUCAUGGGCCAGGUGGACGAGGAGGGCCGGGGGAAAAUCGCCCCUCACCAUUUCGUCAUGGCGUUUAAGACGAAGAACCAGAAGGGACUCAACGUCCUGAAAAACAAGCGUUGCUGAGUUCCAGUAGCACUGAGGAUCUCCACUGGACUGGUGUGCCUGAGGCUCAGCUGUGGAUGGAAACAAUUAAGCAAAAAAAAAAAAAAAAAAAACGAAAACAAACACAAUCUCCAUCUCAACAACACAAACACAAGUCACGAAACAGAAUGGGGAUGUUGAGCUGCCAGAGAAAAACACAGAAUCUACAUGAUUGAUUAAAUUAAGGGCAACUGAGAUUUUUUUGGCUUUGUUAAGUUUGCUGCAUAAAAAAUAAGAAAAUAUCAAAUUCCUUCAUUGUUGAGAGAUUGCAUGUUUCUGGAAUUCAUGAGAAGACAUGAAGUGCUUCCACUCUGUCUUCUAUUAAGAGACCAGUUAGUUAAAUGUUCCGCAACCACAUAUUAAUCAGCAAUAAAGUUAGCUGAAAUUUCCAUCACUAGUCUCAGCUCAUUCUCACUCUGCCUGCUCACAUUCCUGUCAUGCCCCUAGCAGGGAAUUAAAUUGUAGCCAGAGAGUAACAGGAGCUCAGAAUAGGGAGCUUGGCAAUUCAUAGAGACGUGUUUCAUAAGUCAUUAAUCAAAUUGUUUCAAACUUUCAGUAUGCAUCUAUUUCAAAUUCUUCCAUAUUCUGCCUUUCAAUGAUGUCUUCCUUUGAGGCUGUAGAGCGCAAUAUGAAUAAAGAUUGGAUUAAAUAUUAUUUAGUAUGUAUUAAACAAAGCUAUUUGCCUGGCAGGAUAGUCUUAAAUUUCUAAAAAG